This is a messenger RNA of Penicillium taxi, 507 nucleotides long. RefSeq lists its product as uncharacterized. Bases 1 to 507 code for a protein of 168 amino acids. The record is from RefSeq and is a predicted model, not a curated record. The transcript is spliced from 2 exons. Lineage: Eukaryota; Fungi; Ascomycota; Eurotiomycetes; Eurotiales; Aspergillaceae.
AUGGCUAUGACACAAGCUGGCACUGUCAUUUUUCCGCUCCUACAAGGAUUCGAAUAUGUUGUGAUUGAUAAUCAGACCUAUCAGGAUGGGUGCCUCUUACUGCUUAAUUUUGCUAUAAACGGGCAAGUUGCCCACCAGGCACGGAUGCUCCCAUAUCGACUAGGUCGGCUCAAGUCAAUCCGGCAUGGACUAGGCCAUUUAUGGAGUGAGCUUUUCGAUAUGCCUGAUGUGAAUCCAAGAUGGAAUCAACCUAUCGAUCUUCAACCACCACUACUAGAAAUUCUGGCGACAAUUAGCCAACGGGGGGACUUAGAACAUCUCAACGACUAUACACUAGCUGAGUGGACUGAGGAGCUUGAGUGGUUUGCACCAGAGUAUCUAGCCUACGAGCGCGAGGGCCGUGUGGCUGAGUAUAGCUGGGAUCAGCUAGCAGGUGUGACAGAUAGCGGUUACAAUCAUAUUCGCGAUAGGCGAUUGAUGAUUGCGAUGGGGAUGAGGCCUGUGUGA